ACAAACAAGAUCUCUCAGAUUUCGAUCCUCCGAAUCUCCCUCUUUUCAUUUUCACAUUCUUCUUAUUAUUUAUUCACCCUUUUCCCCUAACUUCACCAUUCAUUAUAAAGCAUAACCAUCUCUCUCUCUUCAUUCUUGAGGUCUUCUUUCAUUUUAUACCAUUCUUCUUAUUUCUUUUUACCAAUCACUACUUAUUCAAUCCAAGGAUGGCUGCCGCCGGCGAUCUUUUCAGGCAUGGUUUGCCGGAAGUUGGUGGUGCCGGGAAGUUACACGUGCUUGCUGUUGAUGACAGCCACGUGGACCGCAAGGUGAUCGAGCGGUUGCUCAAAAUCUCGUCUUGCAAAGUGACGGUGGUGGAAAGUGGUAGCAGGGCUCUACAGUAUCUGGGGUUGGAUGGAGAAAAAAGUUCCAUUGGUUUUGAUAGUGUGGAUGUUAAUUUGAUAAUGACGGAUUAUUCCAUGCCGGGGAUGACAGGAUACGAAUUGCUCAAAAAGAUUAAGGAGUCAUCUGUUUUUAGAGAGGUUCCAGUGGUGGUUAUGUCGUCUGAGAAUAUCUUGACCAGAAUUGAUAGUUGCUUGGAGGAAGGAGCAGAGGAGUUUCUGUUGAAACCUGUCAAGUUGUCAGAUGUAAAACGCGUAACAGAUUUCAUCAUGCGAGGCGAAGGGAUGAAAGGAGUAAAAAGAUCUAAAAAAAGAAGCCGAUCAGAUGAUUGCAUUCCAUCUCUAUCAACUGCAUUUGCAUCAGUUUCUCAUCCAUGUGAUCUAUCAUCACCUCCAUCACCAUGUGUAUCGCAAUCGAAGAAAUCUAGAUUGAGCAUAUAGAUUGAGCAGCAAUGUUUAUGUCUCCAUUUUUGCCUAACCAUUGUUCAUAUUCAAAAGCCUCUGAUGUAAUUUGCGUUUUUACACUAAACAUUGCUGACAACGACUACUAGAAUUAGGAAUGAGGAAGAGGAUGACAGAGUCAUUUUGUUCUUUAGUUCGGUCGCUUACAUAUUUUUUUGCUGAUUUUGCUGCUGUACAGAGAAAGUUCAUUAAAUUAAUGAAACCCUCUAUUUUGAGGGGUCUUCAAAUUUUUGUUUA
Molecule: messenger RNA, 1079 nt
Organism: Glycine soja
Lineage: Eukaryota; Viridiplantae; Streptophyta; Magnoliopsida; Fabales; Fabaceae
Product: two-component response regulator ARR6-like
Exons: 5
Coding region: 207-821 (204 amino acids)
Biological process (GO): cytokinin-activated signaling pathway; phosphorelay signal transduction system
Source: RefSeq, a predicted model, not a curated record